Molecule: messenger RNA, 1451 nt
Organism: Arachis stenosperma
Lineage: Eukaryota; Viridiplantae; Streptophyta; Magnoliopsida; Fabales; Fabaceae
Product: vacuolar protein sorting-associated protein 25-like
Exons: 8
Coding region: 34-798 (254 amino acids)
Biological process (GO): protein transport to vacuole involved in ubiquitin-dependent protein catabolic process via the multivesicular body sorting pathway
Cellular component (GO): ESCRT II complex; membrane
Molecular function (GO): protein homodimerization activity; structural molecule activity
Source: RefSeq, a predicted model, not a curated record
CUUAUAUUAUUGAAGCCUAGAUUUUACUUAGCAAUGAGGAGGGAAUUUGAAGAUAAAGCAGCUAAAUUAAUCGGUUCAGAUCUGAGGGACCUUGGUUUUGCUGCUAAUAAACUCGCCAAAAACGCUGUUAAACUAGCUGCUGUAUCCGGCGCUGGAGUCACGGUGCUUGAAUCCAUUGCUUCCAUCGCUGCUAUCUAUUUGCUUAUUUUGGAUCGUACAAACUGGAACACCAACAUUCUUACAUCCUUACUCAUUCCAUACAUUUUCUUCAGCUUACCUUCAUGGAUUUUUGGCUUCUUUAGUUUGCAACCAUUAAGAGACACUAGAAAGAAGCAGGUACAACUGUGGAAGGAUCUUAUUCUAGAUUAUUGUAGAACACAAAAGGUAUUUGUAAUUGGGCUUGAAGAAGAAUUUUCUCUAUUUUCAAAUCCUGUAAUUGGAAGGUCUCUUACUUAUGAAGCUAGAGAAGCAUUCCUUUCAACCUUAGUAGCUGAUGGACGUGCUGAGUGGAUGGAUAAAGGACAUAGGAAAUGUCUUAUUCUCUGGCAUCGGAUUCAUGAGUGGGCAGAAACUUUAGUACAAUUUGCAAGAGAUAAUGGGCUGGAAGAUGGUAUUGUGACGAUGGAAGAAAUAAGGUUUGGGACUGAAUCUCAAGGAACAGCUUCCAAACAGAUUAAUUGUGAAAUUUGCAGCAAGGCCAUGGAGCAAGUGAGCAAGAACCAGGCAUUAGUAGAUACUAUUGGAGAACCAAUAGUUAAAGCUCUGGAUCGUGCUCAUAGGAUUGGACAGAAGAAAUAAGUACAAGUUUUCUGAUUUUGCACGGAGGUAUUUUCUGGCUGAAAUUGAGGGAUCUGAGCAAAAAUCUGAUUCAGAGGCUGAAAAGGACUGCAGAUGCUGUUGGAUUCUGACCUCCUUGCACUCAAAGUGAAUUUUCUGGAGCUACAAAAGCCUAAUUGGCGCGCUCUCAACUGCGUUGGAAAGUAGACAUCCUGGGCUUUCCAGCAAUGUAUAAUAGUCCAUACUUUGCCCGAGAUUUGAUGGCCCAAAUAGGCGUUCCAAAUCAGCUCAAAACUGCCCGGCGUUAAACGCCGGAACUGGCACAAGAAUGGGAGUUAAACGCCCAAACUGGCACAAAAGCUGGCCUUUAACUCCAAGAGAAGUCUCUACAAAAAAUGCUUCAAUGCUCAGCCCAAGCACACACCAAGUGGGCCCGAAAGUGGAUUUUUAUGUCAUUUACUCAUUUCUGUAAAUCCUAGGCUACUAGUUCUCUACAUAUAGGACCUUUUACUAUUGUAUUCAUAUCUUGGUAGCUAUCUUUGAGAGUUUUAUGCUAUCUUAGAUCAUGGGGCUGGCCUCACGGCCAUGCCUAGACCUUAUUCUUAUGUAUUUCAACGGUAGAGUUUCUACACACCAUAGAUUAAGGUGUGGAGCUCUGCUGUACCUCGAGUAUU